Emiliania huxleyi CCMP1516 is the source of this 543-nucleotide messenger RNA. RefSeq lists its product as hypothetical. The transcript has 2 exons. Lineage: Eukaryota; Haptophyta; Isochrysidales; Noelaerhabdaceae. The coding region runs from base 1 to 543 and encodes 180 amino acids. The record is from RefSeq and is a predicted model, not a curated record.
AUGCCGUGCCAGCUCCUGUCGUCUAGACGUGGAAACGAGCUGCAGCGCAACGGCGGCGCUCAGAUUGCAAUCUCCGGCCGCGGCACCGCGCCGCUGGUCGUCGGCAACGCGCUGCGCGAGGCGCCGGCGGCGGCGGGCGUGCUGUGCUCCGCGGGCGCGCGCGGCUGCGUGCGCUCGAACGAGAUCGUUGGCGCGGGCAAGGCUGGCGUGCGCGUGUGCGAGGGGUCGAGCACGGCGGUGGAGUACAACGGCGUCCGCGGCGGAGGCGAGUGCGGCAUCUCCCUCUCGUCUGGCGCGACGAGCCGCGUGGCAGCAAACGACGUCUCCCGCAACCGCAAGGCGGGUGUGCUCGUGUGGGGCGGCGAGACACGGCCCCUCCUCUGCCGCAACACCGUGCACGACGGCGAGCAAGCGGGCAUCUACCUGUACGCAGCCGCGCGCGGAGUGCUGCUGCGGAACGAGGUGUACGCUAACGCGGGCGCCGGCGUGCUCAUCACCGAGGGCGCGCAGCCGCUCCUGCCGGAGAGCAUGGCGUGGCUGUGA